Molecule: messenger RNA, 1769 nt
Organism: Hirundo rustica (Barn swallow)
Lineage: Eukaryota; Metazoa; Chordata; Aves; Passeriformes; Hirundinidae
Product: dysferlin-like
Exons: 18
Biological process (GO): monocyte activation involved in immune response; plasma membrane repair; macrophage activation involved in immune response
Cellular component (GO): cytoplasmic vesicle; T-tubule
Molecular function (GO): calcium-dependent phospholipid binding; calcium ion binding
Source: RefSeq, a predicted model, not a curated record
UGGGCGCUCCCGGCCUGGCGGCAUCGUUCCAGCUCCCGCUGCUGGAUUCGCGCAAGGAGAGCACCGGGGCUUCCCUGUUCCUGCAGGUCUCCUACAUCCCCCCUCCGGGCGCUAUCCCGCUUUUCCCUCCUCCGGCCCCUCCGGAGCCGGCCCCGGCUGCCGCCGAGCUGGACACGGUCACCGAGACGGCCGGAGAGGAGGACGCGGAAGAUCCGGAGGCCGCGGUGGACACGGAGCCCUCGGCGUCCUCGGGAGCGCCGGGCUCGGAGCCGCCGUUGUUCCCGAGGAAACCGUCCGGGAAUCACAUCCAGGGGGUGAAGAGGAGGAGGAGGAGCUCUCCCAAAAAGCCUUUAUCCAACAAACCGCAGGAUUUCCAGAUCCGGGUGAGGGUCAUCGAGGCCCGGCAGCUUCCCGGGAUCCAGAUCCGGCCGGUGGUGAAGGUGACGGUGGCCGGACAAACCCGGAGAACGCGGAUCCGGAAAGGGAACAGCCCCUUCUUCGAUGAGACGUUUUUCUUCAACGUCUUCGAGUCGCCAUCGGAGCUGUUCGAUGCUCCCAUUUUCCUCACGGUCGUGGACUCUCGAUCGUUCCGCGCGGAUUCGGUGAUCGGGGAAUUCCGGAUGGAUGUGGAGGCCGUUUACUCCGAGCCAAAACACGCUUUCCGCAGGAAGUGGCUGCUCCUCUCGGAUCCGGAGGAUUUUUCCGCGGGAGCCAAGGGCUACCUGAAGGUCAGCGCCUGCGUGCUGGGGCCUGGAGACGAAGCUCCCCUGGAGAAGAAGGAUGCGGCCGAGGAGAAGGAGGACAUCGAGUCCAACCUGCUGCGUCCCACCGGGAUCGCGCUCCGGGGGGCCCAGUUCUGCCUCCGGAUCUUCAAAGCCGAGGAUUUGCCCCAGAUGGACGACGCCGUCAUGGACAACGUCCGGCAGAUCUUCGGCUUCGAGAGCAACAAGAAGAACCUGGUGGAUCCCUUCGUGGAAGUCAGCUUUGCCGGGAAAACGCUCUAUUCCCGGAUCCUGGAGAAGAACGCCAACCCCCAGUGGAACCAGUGCCUGACGCUGCCGGCCGUGUUCCCUUCCAUGUGCGAGCGGAUGAGGAUCCGCGUGACCGACUGGGACCGCCUGACGCACAACGACGUCAUCGGCACCGCCUUCCUGGGAAUGUCCAAGAUUUCCGCCCCCGGCGGGGAGCUGGAGGAUGAGUUUCCUGCUCCUGCGAAGCCUCUGAAACCCUCGGAUCUGGAUGACGGGCUGGGAUUCCUGCCGACCUUCGGGCCCUGCUACAUCAACCUGUACGGCAGCCCCCGGGAAUUCACCGGAUUCCCCGAUCCCUACGAGACGCUCAAUCUGGGAAAGGGCGAGGGCGUCGCGUAUCGGGGCCGGAUCCUGGUGGAGCUGGAGACCAAACUGGUGGAGCACAUGGAGCAGAAGGUGGAGGAGAUUCCUGCCGAUGACAUCCUGAGGGUGGAGAAAUACCUGCGCCGGCGGAAGUAUUCCCUCUUCGCCGCCUUCUACUCGGCCACGAUGCUCCAGGGCGUGGACGGCGCCGUCCAGUUCGAGGUCAGCAUCGGGAAUUACGGGAACAAGUUCGACACCACCUGCCUGCCCCUGGCCUCCACCACCCAGUACAGCCGGGCCGUCUUCGACGGCUGUCACUAUUACUACCUGCCCUGGGGGAACGUGAAGCCGGUGGUGGUGCUCUCCUCCUACUGGGAGGACAUCGGACACCGCACGGACGCGCGGAACCUCCUGCUCCACGGCGCCGAGCGGCUG